Molecule: messenger RNA, 6958 nt
Organism: Trichechus manatus latirostris (Florida manatee)
Lineage: Eukaryota; Metazoa; Chordata; Mammalia; Sirenia; Trichechidae
Gene: ABR
Product: ABR activator of RhoGEF and GTPase
Exons: 23
Coding region: 198-3767 (1189 amino acids)
Biological process (GO): positive regulation of GTPase activity; protein phosphorylation; intracellular signal transduction
Cellular component (GO): membrane
Molecular function (GO): GTPase activator activity; protein serine/threonine kinase activity; guanyl-nucleotide exchange factor activity
Source: RefSeq, a predicted model, not a curated record
UCAGGGAGGCGAAACCGAGAAGAAAGGCACGAAGGCGGAAGGGCAAAAACUUUAUUUAUUUCACUUUUUCGUUUCUGGGGCUGAAGUGAAGGGCAGCCGACUGCGCCAGCGCGGGCUUCCGGUACAGAGCAGAGAGCGACCUCAGCCCGCUGCGGCGCGGAGGAGCCGGGCCCGCGAGGCCAGACGGGGCGCCCGGCAUGUGGGACCCGCAGGAGUUUGAGCGCCACUGGCAGGCCGAGUUCCCCGGGAAGGAGGCUCCGGUCAUGCGGCUGGACUCGGUGCUGGACAUAGAGCAGGAGCUGGAGCGCUGCAAACUCAACCUGAAGCGGCUGCAACAGGUGCUGGCUGAGGAGAAGUUCAAAGUCUUAUACUUGCAGACCGCCCUGGCCCGGGAGAAGGAGGACCUCGGCUGCGGGCGCCUGGAAGGCGGAGACCGCGGCAGCGGGGGAACCUCCGCCGAGGAGCCGGCGCCGGCCGGGCCGGAGCGGGCGCCGCCACCACGCGAGGAGGAGGGCGCAGCGGGCAGCAGCGGAGAUCCCCCGCACCCUGAGCGCCCAGACCCGGAGAUGGCCGCAAAGAGCGAGUCCACUCCCUACGUGUGCCCGGACCUUCCCAACUGGCCGGGGGCGGCAGGGGAAGGCGGUGCGGUGCUCAGCUGGACCGCCGCCAUCCACCAACAGAUGCUCCAGCCUAGCCUCCUCUUCAGGCUCCGGGAGGAUUGCGCGCCCCCAGGUCACAAUGGCACCGCUCCCUGCGCUCGGGGAGAGGAGCCGGCCUUGGGGACCGGCUCGAGGCGGGGCUCCGAGGAGGGCGAGCUGGAUGCCUCUGGCGCGGACGAUGGGGGCGACAGCAGUGACCACGACUUCGAGAUGGUGGAUUUGAACGAGAAAUUCGACCUCGGCCACUUGCUCAUGACCCCCUACCGGUUCGGGGCCCGCGAUGAGGUCGAUAAGCCGGGGCGGGCGUGCUGCUCGCACCGCUGGAUGCACCUAAUCCCCAGGGGCCGGCGGAAACAACAGCGCCGGAGCCGGGACCUGGAGCAGCUGGAGACCGAGGGCAAGGACCGGCGGAGCUCGCCCUCCACCUCGGAGGAGCACCCCCGGCGCGGGGCCCGCGAGCAUCUCCCCCCGUGGCGGCGCAAGAGGUUUCCGCGGAUGCCGGAGCGGGACUCGCCCUACCACAGUUCACCCGAGACGGUCAGCGACUGCAGCCACAACAGCUCCGACCACGACGACGUCUCCUCUGCAGACUUCAGCUACGGGGCAGACGACUACGAAGGAGAGGGGAAUGAGGAGCAGAAGGGGCCCCCAGAGGGCUCAGAGACCAUGCCGUACAUUGACGAGUCACCCACCAUGUCGCCCCAGCUCAGUGCCCGCAGCCAGAGCGACGGAGGCAGCAUCUCCCCCAUCCCACCUGAGGGGCUGGCACCUGGGGUGGAAGCAGGGAAAGGCCUGGAGAUGCGGAAGCUGGUUCUCUCGGGGUUCCUGGCCAGUGAAGAGAUCUACAUUAACCAGCUGGAAGCCCUGCUGCUGCCCAUGAAACCCCUGAAGGCCACAGCUACCACCUCCCAGCCCGUGCUCACCAUCCAGCAGAUUGAAACCAUCUUCUACAAGAUCCAGGACAUCUAUGAGAUCCACAAGGAGUUCUAUGACAAUCUCUGUCCCAAGGUGCAGCAGUGGGACAGCCAGGUCACCAUGGGCCACCUCUUCCAGAAGCUGGCCAGCCAGCUUGGCGUGUACAAAGCAUUUGUGGAUAACUAUAAAGUCGCUCUGGAGACAGCUGAGAAGUGCAGCCAGUCCAACAACCAGUUCCAAAAGAUCUCAGAGGAACUCAAAGUGAAAGGUCCCAAGGACUCCAAGGACAGCCACACGUCAGUCACCAUGGAAGCUCUGCUCUACAAGCCCAUUGACCGAGUCACUCGGAGUACCCUGGUCCUACACGACUUGCUGAAGCACACACCCGUGGACCACCCAGACUACCCGCUGCUCCAGGAUGCCCUCCGCAUCUCUCAGAACUUCCUGUCCAGCAUCAACGAGGACAUUGACCCCCGCCGGACUGCGGUUACAACCCCCAAGGGCGAGACACGGCAGCUGGUGAAGGAUGGCUUCCUGGUGGAGGUGUCGGAGGGCUCCCGGAAGCUGCGGCACGUCUUCCUCUUUACAGAUGUCCUACUGUGCGCCAAGCUGAAAAAGACAUCUGCAGGGAAGCACCAGCAAUAUGACUGCAAAUGGUACAUUCCCCUGGCCGACCUAGUGUUUCCAUCCCCUGAGGAGUCUGAGGCCAGCCCCCAGGUACACCCCUUCCCAGACCACGAGCUGGAGGACAUGAAAAUGAAGAUCUCUGCUCUCAAAAAUGAAAUCCAGAAGGAGAAAGCCAACAAAGGGCAGAGCCGGGCCAUCGAGCGCCUGAAGAAGAAGAUGUUUGAGAAUGAGUUCUUACUGCUGCUCAAUUCCCCCACAAUCCCUUUUCGGAUCCACAAUCGGAAUGGAAAGAGCUACCUGUUCUUACUGUCCUCGGACUAUGAAAGGUCAGAGUGGAGAGAAGCAAUUCAGAAACUACAAAAGAAGGAUCUCCAGGCCUUUGUCCUGAGCUCGGUGGAGCUCCAGGUGCUCACAGGAUCCUGCUUUAAACUUAGGACUGUACACAACAUUCCUGUCACCAGCAAUAAAGAUGACGAUGAGUCUCCAGGACUCUAUGGCUUCCUUCAUGUCAUCGUCCAUUCUGCCAAGGGGUUUAAACAGUCAGCCAACCUGUACUGUACGCUGGAGGUGGAUUCCUUUGGCUAUUUUGUAAGCAAAGCCAAAACCAGGGUGUUCCGGGACACGACAGAGCCCAAGUGGGACGAGGAGUUUGAGAUUGAGCUGGAGGGCUCUCAGUCCCUGAGGAUCCUGUGCUAUGAGAAGUGCUAUGACAAGACAAAGGUCAACAAGGACAACAACGAGAUUGUGGACAAGAUCAUGGGCAAAGGGCAGAUCCAGUUGGAUCCACAAACGGUGGAAACCAAGAACUGGCACACGGAUGUGAUCGAGAUGAAUGGGAUCAAAGUGGAAUUCUCCAUGAAAUUCACCAGCCGAGAUAUGAGUCUGAAGAGGACCCCAUCCAAGAAGCAGACUGGCGUCUUUGGUGUGAAGAUCAGCGUGGUGACGAAGCGGGAGCGCUCCAAGGUGCCCUACAUCGUCCGGCAGUGCGUGGAGGAGGUGGAGAAGCGGGGCAUUGAGGAGGUCGGCAUCUACCGGAUAUCAGGGGUGGCCACAGACAUCCAGGCGCUGAAGGCCGUCUUUGAUGCCAACAACAAGGACAUCCUGCUGAUGCUGAGCGACAUGGACAUCAACGCUAUCGCGGGCACCCUCAAGUUGUACUUCCGGGAGCUGCCUGAGCCCCUCCUCACAGACCGACUCUACCCAGCCUUCAUGGAGGGCAUUGCCCUGUCAGACCCUGCUGCCAAGGAAAACUGCAUGAUGCACCUGCUCCGCUCCCUGCCCGACCCCAACCUCAUCACCUUCCUCUUCCUGUUGGAACACUUGAAAAGGGUUGCUGAGAAGGAACCCAUCAACAAAAUGUCCCUUCACAACCUGGCUACCGUGUUUGGCCCCACGUUACUGAGACCCUCAGAAGUGGAGAGCAAAGCACAUCUCACGUCAGCUGCGGACAUCUGGUCCCAUGAUGUCAUGGCCCAGGUCCAGGUCCUCCUCUACUACCUGCAGCACCCCCCCAUUUCCUUCGCAGAACUGAAGCGGAACACACUGUACUUCUCCACUGACGUGUAGCCUGAGGCUGGGGCAGCUUUGUGGGGUGGGGCCAGGGGGGUGGCCAGAGCCAGCCUCUCCCGCUGGGAGGCCCAACAGAGACUUGAAAGACUGCAAUAGAAAACUCCCAACCCCAGCACUCCAGACUACAAGGGAAGCAGAUUUCUAAGAACUGGAAUAUGUGCAUCUUUUAUGCCACCUUGUACAAAGCCAGGUGACCCAGCCCCCAGCCCUCACCACCACACCCCCGGCUCCUGCCCUGCAUAUCUCUAGUUGUGUCUGAUGCUCCGUGCUGUUUGGGAAUCGUUUUAUGUAUAUUUGUCAUGCAGAAAAGGUAGUGACUGACCCGGUCUGGGCACACAGAGAGCCUGCUUUGUUCUUUCACUGCCUCCAACACUUUCUUUCCUUCUGAGUCCAGUGCGAGGGCUUUUAUUUUGCUGUGUAGCUGCUGCCAGCUUACCCUCUCCUGGCCCUGCUCCCAGAUGACAGUCUCCUGGCAGCCUCCGCUCGGUUUUCCCUGCCCUCUCCUCCAGCUCGGCCCGCCUGCAUGCAAGGCCUCAGUUUCCGCUCCAUCAUCCUGGCAGUUCUGUGGAGGCCCUGGGUGGCAGUGGCCACAGCGGGUCUGAUCCUGCGGGUGCUGCCCCCAGCCCUCUCCUCGCCUCCCGCCUGUGGAAGCACACCUGCUUUGCCUUGCUGCCUGUGCAAAUGUUGGACAAGGAGACAGGACUACACUAAUCCCCAGCUUUGCACAGAGCUGGAGAGCGGAUUUCUGGAAUUUUCCAUUUGGGAAUCUCCAAUUUGGGGGUUUAUCUGUUCUGUCUUCUGCCUUCCAGUGUGGCAUCUUUGACUGUUUUUAUUUCUACUGCUUUUCAGUUCCUUUUCCCUGGUGGUCUGUUUCCUUUGAGUGUAAAGAGUUACAAGUGACCUGCUAUCAGGAUAGCCAGAGGGUCAGGCAAGAAUUUGGGCGGAGGCGGGGAGAGUCGGGCUGCUGAGGGAACAGGGAGGCUGGACAGUCAGAGCAGUGCCAUGCAGCAUGGGUGUCUGGGUUGUCGGGGAGCAGCCAGCCCUUGGGAGCAAGGAGUUGCAGUGGCUUUUCUAAGGGAGCCAGGCUUCCAGGAGGGCAGCUGAUAUGGCUGAAGUAGGUGUCCGGACACAGGCAGGUUCUGUCCAGGAGGCAAGUCCUUCCCCGGGCACCUCGCGUACCUCACGGUACUUUUGCCUUAGAUUUUACACACAUUUUCCACAGCCAAGCUCUGCCCAGGGUAGCCCACUGCCACGUGUGCUCCAGGGCCUGGGGAAGAAAGGCAGUCUGGCAGUGGCCAGUGCCAUGGUGCUGCCCCUCCAUAUUUAGCUCUGCCAUUCCACCCCUAGCUCCUAGAUGCAGCCCUAUGGGUGAAUUCUGGGAAACUACAGACGUUGGGGAGGGAUGAAGAAGCCCAGGCACUUGCCUCUCAUGGGACUGGGUUUUGCUGGGGGUCUCCUUGUUGACACUCCAGAGUAAGGGAUCAGCAGAUUGCAUUCCCAACUUUGAGUCCCACUGCUGAGUCUUGGAGCGGGAUGUGUCCCAAAAUGCAGUUUUCCCUAGAGCAGUGGCCGCUAGCCUGUGGCAGCUGGCCUGGGAGGGCAGGGACUCCGUGGCUGCAGGAACCUGAGCGGCAGCACGCAGCUCCCUGGCUCUCCUGUUUGGAGGAGGGAGGGUUCUUGGUCCUCAAGACUGGGGUGAGUAGCUGCCAAUGUUUGUGCUCAGGGCUAUCUUAAAGAAGGGUUUGCUGGCCCUCAGGCUGAAAUACUUGCUCAGUACAAGAGAGGGUCCUGUCUGAUCCUCGUUUACACCUGUUGCCCAGAUCUUGGGCAGAAUGGUACACAUUCUGUGCAUAUAAGAGGAAAGGGAUGCCUAAGGAGAAAAGUACUUGACCACCCCGCUGCCUGUUAGCAGCUUAGCAAGGAGCCCUGCUCUCUGGGACAGGAGGUGGAGAAAGAGCACCGCUGGAGCCUGAAGAUCCCAGUGUGACUAUCCCUGGAGCCUCUGCUCAGCCCUUAGGGGUUGGUGUGUGUCAUGGAAGCUCUUGCCUGCUUCCAAAGUGACUGACAGUAGCGGACUGGAGGCCCAACUGGAGCUGGUUGCAGCCAAAAAUGGGUGCCUCCCUCCUCCCAAAAACCAAUGGAAAAAGGAAAUGUUUGCUUCUCAGCAUCAGGUAGCUACCGCAACCCCAAGGCUUGCUUAGGCAAUGUGAGAGCAGACGGAAGGCUAAGGAAGGGCUGAGAAAUGCAGAAGGCUUAUCAUAUUUAUAAAGUUCACCCCUAGUAGGAAGGGGCAGGUACCAGAGCUGGGCUAAGCUGCGCUGAGGAAAUACCCUGUGGGUUCUCCUGAGUCAGUGACUGCAGCCCAGACCCCUGCAGCCACGUGCCUGGUAGCAGGCUAUGCUACCAGGAGCGCAGCAGAUGGGUGACGAAUCCAGGUGGGCCUGUCCUUGCCGGGCAGUGGCUGAGGGCUGCCAGGAGUAUUUGCUGAUACAGAUAGGAUGGGACUCUUCAUUAAUAUUUGACUUUAAUAAGUUGGUAAGGAUAUAUUUUUUUUUUUGGUCUACGUUCUGUUUCAACUUAUGUAAUUAUUAUAAAUUGAUGUAAACCAUGUGAGAGGAAAAUGUUAAUAAAAAAAAAAAAAGCAAACCCCCAACAUUUGCACAAAACUCAGCCCUGUGGUGUGGAUGUUUGUAUUCUCAGUAGUACAGGGAAGACCACCAAUCUAAAUAUUUAACUCUUCCAGCUGUAUCCAGAUGUGUUUCCAGAAAUCUAUUUACCUAGAGGCCUUCCCUUUGGCCUCUGGGGAAUGGGAGAGCUUUGUGGGGAGGUGGGCCCAGUCCUUCUGUUCUUCCCAAAAGCCUCCAGGUUAACCACCAGCCAGGCUGUUUCUGGCCUCGCCCUUCAGCAUUUGCUGCUAGUUCCUCUCAUGAAGUGCAGAUGCUCCACAAGGGACCUGGCCAUCACUAUGCCUCAGUGACAUGGCAGGAAGUUGUCCAUUAAAGAGGCUUCUUAUUUUAUGUAAACUCCUCAGAGUUUUCUUAAUGUUCCCUUCGAAGUGGUAUGUCUUUGGGGCAGCCUUUGGUGUAACCCACUUGUUGGGGGAUGUUGGACCCCAGCCUCCCUUUAGGAGAGCCUGUGGGGUUAAUGGUGGGCUCCCACUAGCUGAAGCCAUUGGACACUGUUUAUUA